Micropterus salmoides (largemouth bass) is the source of this 882-nucleotide messenger RNA. RefSeq names its product methyltransferase-like 26 B. NCBI's taxonomy places the organism in Eukaryota, Metazoa, Chordata, Actinopteri, Centrarchiformes, Centrarchidae. Bases 126 to 743 code for a protein of 205 amino acids. The transcript has 7 exons. The record is from RefSeq and is a predicted model, not a curated record.
CACAUUUAUAGAGAUGAACUGUCUUUCUCCCCCAGUUUCCUCUGCUUGUGUGUGUGUAAUCUACCUGUACUGUACCAGUGCUGACCACAGGGGAGGAGCACAGAGGAAAUCCUCUUAACCAGGCCAUGCUACUGUCUCCUCAGGCAGAAAGGAACUGGGAGGAUCUGUGUGCAGUGCUUGAAGAUGUGCUGGAGGACCAGUCCCACAGGCAGCUGUUCGCCUUAGAGCUGGGCUCUGGGACUGGGCAGCAUGUCAUACGCUUUGCCCAGAAGCUGCCCUAUGUUUCCUGGCAGCCAUCAGACAUCAAAGAAGAGUCUCUGGACAGUAUUAAGGCAUACAUUGCUGCAACCCAUGUAAAGACUGUGCUGCAGCCUGUCCACCUGGAUGCCAGCGAACCGUGGGAGAAAUGGGCAGGCCUUCCUCGCAACUCCUGUGAUGUUAUUGUUGCCAUUAACUUACUGCAAUACAGCUCCUUCAAUACAGCUAAGGGUGUUUUCAAUGGAGCUGGUCAGAUCCUCAGGCAAAAUGGCGUUUUAAUAACAUAUGGGGUGUAUGCUAUUAAUGGCACUAUAACACCAAGUUGUAAUGAACACCUGGAUGCAGAGCUCCGAAAAAUUAACCCAGAGUGGGGUCUACCAGACAUCGAUGUGCUGAGACAGCUGGCCUAUGGGAACGGGAUGCGUAUGGAGAGGAUGGUUGAGAUGGAAGAAUACUACAAAUGCCUCAUCUUCAGAAAACUUUAAAGAAGCUGCACAAAGAAAACGAACUCUUCUUUGUAUACUUAUGCACAAUACUAAGUUAUAUGUCAAAGAAUAUUUCAUCAUAUCACUCAUCAAUGUAAUGUUAUGGCCUUGACACUAAUAAAAGAAAAUGAAAACCCCU